AUGCUGACUCACUCCCUGACCCUCUCCUCAUCGCCAGGCGGCACCGACUCCUCCGCCUACGCGGCCAUCAACCACCAGAGAGGGACACUGCGCUUCGUGCCGCGCCGCGCGACCGUGCAGGACGCCCACCGCGCCCACGGCACCAACGAGCGGCUGGCGGUCACGGACUUCAAGGGCGCGCUCUGCACCUACCGCCGCGGCCUGCAGCUGUUUGGCCGCUUGGGGGAGCUGGAGGGGCGGGGCAGCGCCGGCCCGGCGGCGGGUGGCGCGCACAAGGGGGUGGCUGCAGGCAGGGCCGGUGCUUUUGGGGGCCGCAGGGCCACCCCCGGGCUCGGCAGGGCUGGGGUGUCCCUGGCCCCGAGAGUGGUCGGACAGGGGGUCGCGGCAGAGUGA
This is a messenger RNA of Monoraphidium neglectum, 393 nucleotides long. RefSeq lists its product as hypothetical. The record is from RefSeq and is a predicted model, not a curated record. Bases 1 to 393 code for a protein of 130 amino acids. The transcript has a single exon. Lineage: Eukaryota; Viridiplantae; Chlorophyta; Chlorophyceae; Sphaeropleales; Selenastraceae.